Chanos chanos (milkfish) is the source of this 1225-nucleotide messenger RNA. RefSeq names its product SERTA domain-containing protein 2. Gene Ontology annotation, molecular function: transcription regulator activity. The transcript is spliced from 2 exons. The record is from RefSeq and is a predicted model, not a curated record. Gene Ontology annotation, cellular component: nucleus. Lineage: Eukaryota; Metazoa; Chordata; Actinopteri; Gonorynchiformes; Chanidae. Bases 335 to 1201 code for a protein of 288 amino acids.
ACGUUGGUUCAGUCGAUGCUUAGUUUUGCAAAGAAUAUCUAGACGUUGAACUAGGGGGGAGGCAUUCUGAGUACCGAAAUAAGUUCACAGAUUUGUUGACUGCUAAGCAACAAAGUCGUGUCAUCGUUUGAGUAACUCAAACAAGUAAAUUAAGUUUUAAUUAAGUAAGCAAAUAUAUUCGUCAGCUAGCAAGCUAACAGGGCUAGCUAAGUAGCCAGCUAAUUUGUGCAUCACACGCUAGCCGUCGCUAGCAGCAAGAAUUUGCAUUUUAAGAAAUUUGUUUUAGCGCCUCGGAGAAACUAGCCAGUGAGCUAGUUUAACAAAACAUAAUGGUAUGGGUCAAAGGGAUAUUGUAUCGUUCGAAACGUCCAUGAAAAGAAAAAACGGAAUUCACACUGCCUCAAUGUGUCGGCUGGAUGUGGACUCAGCGGUGAAGAAGGAAGUUGAUGAACCCGGCGGAGGAGAUGUCCUGUCCUCGCCAAGGUACAUGCUUGGCCGUGGGGUGAAGCGUAAGCUGAGUGACUGUGACGACCCUGCGCUGGGUUUGCCGUACCCCCAGCAGAGGCAGCUGGUGCUGGACCUGUGCCUGGACAAGCUUCAGAGCUGCCAACGGCGGGCCGAGCCCAGCCUACACCGCUCCGUACUGCUGGCCAACACCCUGCGGCAGAUCCAGCAAGAGAUGAGACAGGAAGGGGGGACCACCCUCCCGUCGGCUACACUGGCCCCCUCGCUUCCUCACGCUCCCACUCCGCGCCAUGUCCCCGACCUCCCGCCUGUGUCCUUAGACUGCCCUCCUCUCCUCUCCACCCUGGACUUUUCCGCUUCAGCCUCCGUCUCGCUGAACAAGGAGGAAGAGGAGUUGGGCCGGACGGAGAGCGAGACGCUCGGUCCCGCUCCCUCGGACGACGACUCCCGAUCAUCGGACUCGCUUUUCGGGUCGUUUGAAAUAACCAACUCAACCAGCUACCUGACGGACCUGGCGUUGGACGACAUCUUCGAGGACAUUGACACGUCCAUGUAUGAUGCCUCUGACAUCUCGGUGCUGGCCUUCCCCACCCUACGCGGGAGCUCAGCGCCCACGUCGGUGGGGGAAGAUGGACUGAAACCCCUCUCCAGCUGCACGUCCAACAGCUCCCUGCAGCUCUGUCUCACGGACCUUAACGAUCUGGACCACAUCAUGGAGAUCUUAGUACGGUCCUGAAUGCUUUGGACUAGGCAGUCCUGA